Carassius auratus (goldfish) is the source of this 7257-nucleotide messenger RNA. RefSeq names its product NHS-like protein 1. The record is from RefSeq and is a predicted model, not a curated record. Lineage: Eukaryota; Metazoa; Chordata; Actinopteri; Cypriniformes; Cyprinidae. The transcript is spliced from 8 exons. Gene Ontology annotation, biological process: cell differentiation. Bases 1157 to 5929 code for a protein of 1590 amino acids.
UAAAAAAAGAUCAGCUAAAACAAAAUCACACAACUACUGUAUGUGCAUAUUUAGUUUCUCUUUCAAAAAAAAAAAAGAAAGAAAAUGUUUUUCCUUUGUACCCCGCUUUGAAAGUUCUGACUUAGAGGGAGGGAAACCCAGAGAAGGAAGAGGAGUGAAAAGUCCAGUCUCCCUUCUAUGGUUGCUGUGCGACUGGAGGGGAGGGGCAAAGAUCAGAGAGAGAGAUCAGAGAGGAGUAAGGGAGUGGUUGGGGCUGGUUUAAGGUCGUAUUUCACCAGCACUCUAGUUGUUUGUAACACUAAACUUCCAAUCCCACAGUCAGUGUAUGUGGGUGCUGUAUCUGGACAACUGUCGCCAAGAGAUCAGGAGAACGCCUGCUCUGGCACUCUGCAGGACUGACUUUGAUUGUGUUGAAGUCCCAGGUGAGUGGCAGACACCCUUGCGUAGUCAGUGUCAGUAAUCAGGAAGAGUAUCCAUUGGUGGCUGUACACAGUGACUGGAGAUAACACGGUCCACGGCGACAGAAGCACCUGAUCCUGUUACCGGCUAAUGAAAAGGAAAAGGACUUCUGAGCUCAUCCAUCUUCAUUUAUGAAACUUACCCUGGUGAUGUCUUUAGACCAGUGUCACAUGGAUGUUAUAAGAUAAUCACUGGUCUUUAUAAUAGCAUUUAAAAGUACUAAAACUGAAUGUCUAAUUUUCUUCAGCUGAAACUUCAGGUUUAAAGGUGUUCACCAAAAAAACUGUUGUGGCUUUUAAACUGCUCCGUGUCUCCUGGUGGACGUCGGGGGAAGACCUGCGAUUUUCCAGCCUGCUGCUUGAGUUAAUUACUGCUUGUGGUCUGCAGUACUCGUGUUGGGAUUUCCAGGAAUCUAGUAGAAAGCAAAAAAAUUGUCUGAAAAUUGUCAUCCAGGUUGCAAAAACACCUGUGGAUAUGAACCAGUAAAUUUCAUUUAGUGGGACAUUAAUUCAAUCAGACAUUCCUUCAUUUCGCUGGAGCUUCAUGGAUUUAAAACCCAAUCACUUCAUGAUCUUUAAGCGUAAACCGUGUUAUGUAGUUCUGCUUUUGAUCCCAGACUCGUGAGGAACAGUGCGCCGUGGAUUAACUCUUGUAACUUUAAGUGACCUCGAUCUUAUCCCCUGCUUUUAAAGAGGGUAUGAUGAGGGACAAGCGUUCUGGGUCUUUUGGGAGGGACAGAGAGAAGGCAGAAAAGGCCGCCCCGAUCUCCCGAGCUCUCAGCUGGCUAAGCGCGUCCUCGCUGUCACAGCAGACCCGUAAACUGUUCCGCAGCCAGAACAGCCUCCAUAGACACUCCAGCACUCCACAUGGAGUGGAUGAAGAUGAUGAUGACUGGGUGUAUGAGCCCCAGCACUAUAUAGCUGUAUCUAAUCUGGAUGAAGAGAAAAAGUGGACUGUGCACUACACGGCUCCAUGGCACCAGCAGGAGAACGUCUUUCUGCCGGGCUCCAGACCGGCCUGCGUGGAGGACCUGCACCGCCAGGCCAAAGUGAACCUGAAAACGGCUCUCAGAGAAUGUGAUAAACUGAGAAAAGACGGCUUCCGCAGCUCACAGUACUACUCACAGGGGCCCGCCUUCUCAGGCUCCACAAACUCCCAACAUGAGGAUGAGGAUAUCGAAGAUGAUGACGCUGAUAAAAAGUCCACAGCAUCUUCAGGAGAUUACGAGAAAGACUCCUGCCAAAUGAAAGCACAGAGUCCAGGGGAGUUGGAGGGGGUUGAGAUUGAUGGACAAAUGUCACGGUCCAAAGCUCCACCCCUGCCCACUCCAGAAGAGAAGAUGAGGCAGCAGGCUCGGGCUGUUCUCACAGAUAUUGUCCCCAUCAAUGUCACAGGGGAGACGUUUGACAGGCAGGCCAGCAUCCGCCGCUCCCUUAUAAACACUGACACUCUGGUCCGUCGGCCCAAGAAGGUUAAGCGGAGAAAGACUAUUUCAGGGGUGCCUGACAGCGUCCAACAGGAACUAGCGGUGAAAGGAUGUGGAGGAGAGCUUCGGCCACAGUCCAUGUUCAUCCCUGGACAGUAUUCGACACUUGGGCGAGUCAUAAAUGGGAAUUCAACUCUCCGUCAAUCUAUAACAAAGGACUCUGGCUGCCAGACUGAGAAUGUGAAAAUCGUCCCACCCUCUGUGAGGAGAAUACGGGCUCAGAAAGGCCAAGGAAUUGCAGCUCAGAUGGCUGGCAUUUCCACCUCUGCCACAAACAUCUCUUCUGCUUCUGAUGGGAGCUCCCAUGGAAAUUCAAUUGGUGUAAUGGCUCCACAGUUUGGCAAUGAUAUCCAACGUUUUCACAGCUUGCCACGAGGUGCACGAGUCUCUCUUAACACAGAGCACCUUUACAGUAGCACCCCUUCCAGGCAAGAAGACUCCACUGCAAAAGCAACUCAGCAGAUUAGAAAAUUACAAGUAGAUGAUACUGUGGUGCACAUAAGGAAUGCCCCCAGGGUAUGCACCCAAGCACGGCCAAAAUCUCAGGAGGUGAGAGGUACUCAAAGGGAGUGGGGAUCUGUCUCGGGUCCAGCCUGUGUAGUUUCUCCACAUGCAGCCUACUCAACCUCCUUUAUACCAAAUGCUACUCUGUCAUGUUCUGCUGAGGUUAUUGCACUUCACACCACAUCAAGCCCUGGCCAGAGCCCACUUGCUGGGUCACCGUACACUAAAGCUAGAGCUCUUAGCAUGGUCUCAACUGUCAACAGUGAGAGCACCAGUAGUGUGGGCACAGGAUCACACACACCAGAAGCAGGCAUGAAGGAUACCUGCAGUGAGACUGGCCAGUCUGAUAGCAGUUUACACAGCCACAGCACCCUUGCCGCAGGAACAUUGUCUUCAGAAGAGCAAUGGAUUUAUGACACUCCUGAGAAUGUCUUGCCCAAAAGGACGCUAUCUUCAAGCUGCUCAACACCCGUAAAUCAUCUCUAUAGUAGCCUUGAACGCUCCUCAAAAGGCACGGACUCUAGUUCGCUCUACUCAGUGGACAAUGAUGGCUUCUACACUUCCAUGCAUCUGGAUUCAGGCCUAAGGUCAAGGAGCCAGGGUAGCGGCCAUUGUCAUGGCAUAGGAGGAAGAACGGCAAGACACAGUAUGUAUGAGUGCCUGGGUCAGCAAGAAGACCGAAACAGCUUGUACAGUGACCGUUCACUGUCACGUUCCAUUUCUCUACGCAAGCCCAAGAAACCACCUCUUCCACCAGCACGCACAGACUCUCUACGACGAAAGCCUAAGAAAGCCAGUUCACCCACUGCCUGUAUUGGACAGUCAGAUAUUAGCAAUGGUACACUUCUCAAUGAGUCAUUGAUUGCAACGCUCCAACAGUCACUUCAGAAUGGGCUGAAAGGCAAAGGGUCCUCCACCUCACCGUCUCACAGUCCUUGUAGUGACUAUGAGGACUCCUGGAUGCUCCGUUCCAGGAGUCAGAGCAGCAUCAGUGCAGGCAGCAGUGGUGUAUCAGCUACAGGGAUGGCUCAUGUGUACUCCAUUUGUCAUGUCACACCUUCUCAAAGUGACACUAGUAGCCUCCGUUCUGAUUAUGCAGACUCCUGGGGCUACUACAUGGAGUACCCUCGUCCAUCUGAAGAUCAGACACAGUCACCGUGCACCAAUACACUUUCAGCUGGACAAGUGAUUGAGAUAGCAAAUGCAAAAAGCCUCCACAAUGGUAACCAGGCUAAUCAUCCUCCUGCUCAAGAAGGAAGUAAUGUGUGUGUGAAGCCCAGAACAGGCACCUCAUCACCAGAUCGGGUACACCGGUUGACUUCUCCAUCAAGUGGAUACUCGAGUCAAUCCAACACUCCAACAGCAGGCACUCCUGUUCCCUCCUUCAUGAGAUGCAUGUCCCCAUCAGGCAAGCCCAAACCCAGAGUGCCUGAAAGAAAAUCAUCCUUGCUUUCAUCUGUAUCCAUAUCAUCUUCUUCCACUUCUCUUUCCUCCAACACCUCUGAUUCCAACAGGAACAAUGUACCUCCUCCACCUCCUCUUCCAGCUGGCCCUGUGGCUCUUGUACCUUUUAAUCCUUCAUCCUUUUCUCCUUCCCUUCCACCCUCCAGCCCUGUGUGCACUAUAGACCAGAAAUGUCCUCCUCCGUCACCUCCUUUACCCACAACCCCCCAUCAACAAGCAUCAAUGAACCCUCCUUUCAUCAAUUCCUCCCCUGAAUUUCCACCGCCUCCACCUCCAGAGGUGUUUACUGACCCUGUUUUGUCUAGCCUCAAUAGUUCUUUCAGUCCUCCACCACCUCCUCCACCACCGCUGCCUUCUUUUUCUACCAUCCCUGCUUAUUCACCACCCCAAAAUCAACACCUACCUAGCUUGACACCACCUACACCUUCCUCUGCUUGCUUAAAGGAAAUGAAAGGUAGCCUAAAACCAGUGAACCUAGAAAGAAAACCAGUGUCCCCGCAUUCUGAGGAGCCUAGUCAGAUUGGCAUGCCUCUCAUCACCCCUUUUGCCCUUCAGAGUGUGCAGCUUCGGCCAGCAAAACGGCCUGAAAACAAUGGAGUUAGCCAGUUAGCCAGACCCCAAACCCCAGAGAAGUCUCAAAAAACAGGGCACCCCACAGUUCCUCAGGGCAUCCUUUGCAUACCUCCAAAUUUAAGGCCAUCAUCUCCACAGAAAAAACUCUCCAUGCAGCACAGUCAGGGUAGCCAUGUUGAAGCAAAACCUGACAGUGUAAUAUCACAUUCUGAACAGACAUCCUUCCUUACAAAUGGUUCCAUUGAUCUUGAUGAGGUUAAGGUCACAGCUGAAGUAGAUGGUCUUGAGACUGCCCUGGCAUCACCCGAGAAGAACACUACACCCAAGAAGAAGCCUCCUGUGGUCUCCAAAAAGCCCAAGUUUUCUCUCAUCUUUUCCUCAGUGGAUCAUGUCAGUGAAUUGCCGAGGUCUCAGAAUGACGCUAACAUCUCUACUACUACAGCUGAAAAUCUGGACCCCACACCUGUGCCAGAACAGGAAGAAAAGACAACUGAGAAGGAUAGCAUUGACAUUUCUGCACCUCCUAAGGAGAUUUCUCCCACAGAUAGUGUAACUCAAGAGUCCUCCCAGAUUCCUCGUACCAUCAUUCCUGAUGCAGACAAGGGCACCUCUGAAGAAGAGGGUGAAGAAAGAGAUGAUGAAGAUGUAACCAGCAGCACAGGAUCUUCUGGCUCUAAAGAUGAUGAAAGUGGUGAGGUGUUUGAGUCCAGCACAUUGGACGUCUCUCAGUCUCCCAGCAUCAACAGCGACAGCUGUGGGGACAUGGUGACCCCCACACGGCCCCGCACCACAGAGGACCUCUUUGCUGUCAUUCACAGGUCAAAGCGGAAGGUUCUAGGGCGCAAGGAAUCUGAAGAGGACCGUUCACAAGGUCCUUUAUCCCCAUCAGUCACCCCUUCAGGAAUAGCCCCCGCCUUAACGUCCCCUGUGCCACGGCAAACGGGCUCCAUCCAGCGCAGCCUGCGCAAAUCCUCGACCAGCAGCGACACCUUCAAGGCCCUCCUGCUAAAGAAAGGCAGUCGCUCUGAGACCAGCUUCCGCAUGUCUGCUGCAGAGAUGCUGCGCAGCACCGACCCCAGAUUUCACAGGGCUCACUCCCUCGACUCCUCAUUUGAUUCAUCAUCUCCAACAGGUGAGAGUCCCUGCUCUUCACCGGGCCGGAGCAAGAGGACGCCCGACGACUGGCUGCGCAAUGACGGAAUGUUCUCAACGUCCCCAUCGUUAAUCGGUUCCAAGUACGGCCGAUCUCGCACGCCACCCUCCGCCGCCAGCAGCAAGUAUAACGCCCGCAGCCGGAUCCUCAGCAGCCCCAUGACUGUUAUUUGCGAGAGGGAUGGAGAACUCACAGACUCUGAAGAACCAUGCCCUGUUCCUCCUUCAAACAUGCCCCUUCCCAUUUCUAAAGACUCUAACAGCACUUUAUGUGAGCAGAGCAGCAGCUAAAAUACCAAACGGCCUCUUGGCAAAGGCAGAACGUCUUCUCGGCACCAGAUAUUGACUGAGGGCAGAGGACUCGAGAAGGUCUUGCCACCCGCUCAUCCAGGAAGCGCUGCCUGAUGUUGUAGUGUGGGCUAAGACUUGAGGAUCGAAGUAGAUCAAGCAGUCAGCUCAAGCAGUAAAUGAUAUACUGCUGUAUCUGCAGUUCUUCAGAAAAAGAAAAAAAAACAAUGUAAUCCAAUUUGACCUUUUCGGAGAAAGCUCCGCUUUCAGUGGCAAUACUAGAUGCAUCUUUCCAAAUUUUAGCAAUUAAUUCUCUUAUUUUGUUCAGCUUUUUAUUUCCAUUCUUCAGCAGUAACAGAUUUGUGUGGGCUUGCUUUUUGGUGAAGCAGUAAAAGAAAGUUGUAAUGAAGGAAUUACUAUGUGACUGCUUGUUCUGGCUGUAGUAGUUCAAGUUGAUGGAUGUUAUGUCAGCGCCAUGAGGUGCGUCACAUUUCAAGCUUCACUCAGGCAGCUGUCAGCGCCUUACCGCUUGGGUACGCCGGUCUACAAAGACCAAGAUAAAGAGCACACUGACCGAUUCCGAAGACUGUCUUUCCGUACUGUUCAGACUAUAGGAAGUGUCUGGAAUGGAAAAGGAAUUGUGGGCCGAGGGAUUGGAGUAAUGACGGCUUGUUUGUGUUUGGUUUAUGGUGUGUAGGUUUGCACUGUUCAUCGUCUUCUUUUAUUUGUCACCUAAAAAGCAUUGUGUCUGCGUUGGUUAUUUUAAAGAGUUAAUUCUUACUUGAAACAAAUGACUUGUUUACUUGUAAUUGUGUUGUUUACCAAAGAGUCGAAUGGGACACUCUUAACUUAACAGCCUGAGUUCUGUUUUAACAUCUAGCGAAAGUAAUCGCUUAAUUACUAAUCCUCCUGUUUACCUGUCGAAUGUUUUCUUUCGCAGUUUUAUAAUGUUUUUUUUUUUUUUAUGUAUAUACCUACAGAAAUGUUAAGUAACGCCUGGACUUAUUUUCAAAGAAUUUGUACAUUUUAGAAACCUAGGAGUGGCUUCCUUUUGUAGAGUAUUUAUUUUACAAAUAGCCAGAAAGUGGUUUGAUAUACUGUAGCUGGAGGUAGGCUUUUCGGGAUGGAGGUGAAAUUAGAUGGGACAGAUGUUGUGGUCAAGAGUCCAGAUUCACCAGUCACAGAAUUUCUGUUUUGGUCCUUCUCCCAUCCUACCGAUGUAAACGCAGAUCAGUAAAGCAGAAGAAAGAAUGAUGGUUAAAGAGGAAGCAAGCUGCUAACUCUCAAGAGUAUGUCUCUGUAAUAAAACAUGGUGAUAUUUUACAAUUUCC